AUGGUCUACCGAAAGGGACCUCGCAAGAGCUAUCUCAGUUCACAAAACGAGGCCAUCUGGGUGAAUCAGCAAUGUACGAUUUUGCGCGAUGGUAUUACCACAGCCGAUAUUCCGGACUAUAGAUUACUUUUUACAUUGGAUAAUCUUAUUCCGAUAGUAUGCUAUACAAUAAUGUGGUAUUCGUUGAAUAUGAUAGUGAAUGUGUACUGUUGGACGUCAUGGAAGGAAGGACUUCGGCGACGACGGCUCGUUAAUCUCACCACUUCGCUAGCUCAUUCUACGGUUGAAUUUGCAAUUUCUGGUGCAUUCCUAUUCGUAUACUUUUGCCGGAAUACACGUGUGAUGUUCGCCUCACCAUUUCAUUACUACAGCUAUACUGAACUGCAGAUUAUUCUGAUCUCUAUGGGCUAUUUUAUCUAUGACUCUCUAGAUAUGGUCUUUAAUGAAACCUUGAAUGUGAGCUGCAUUGUGCUGAUGCUGCAUCAUAUCUGUUCCAUAUUCUUCCUAUCAAUGGUUCUAGCUUCGCAUAAAUUUCUGCUUUAUGCCUAUUGGGCGCUAAUGAUGGAGGUAUCGUCAAUAUUUCUACAUUGCCGAGGCCUGUUGAAUCAGAGCAAAUUGUCGACAACGUCAAUGAUUAGUCUAUACAAAGUGGUUUCGUACAUCAACAUCGUGACAUUUGUUCCAUUUCGAUUUUUAAUUCAACUAUUUUUGACGCUUUGGACGUGCGUCAACAUUCAUAAUAUUCCCUCGUGA
Molecule: messenger RNA, 753 nt
Organism: Cooperia oncophora
Lineage: Eukaryota; Metazoa; Nematoda; Chromadorea; Rhabditida; Trichostrongylidae
Source: the annotation of a GenBank genome assembly